Ceratitis capitata (Mediterranean fruit fly) is the source of this 846-nucleotide messenger RNA. RefSeq lists its product as hypothetical. Gene Ontology annotation, biological process: spermatogenesis. Lineage: Eukaryota; Metazoa; Arthropoda; Insecta; Diptera; Tephritidae. The transcript has 2 exons. The coding region runs from base 181 to 693 and encodes 170 amino acids. The record is from RefSeq and is a predicted model, not a curated record.
AAAAUAAAAAUUAACUGUGCAUUUGCGAUGCCCUAUUGACUUUUCUGCUAAAUGAGAGUGAUUGGUCUCAACACUGAUCUCCACUUUGCUUUGAAGCGGAGUGUAAUCUACAUUCAUAAUUAUCAACAGCUGUUAAUAAUAAAUUGAUUAGUUUAUAAACAAAAGCUGGAAUCUUAAAAAAUGGGUGCUCCUGAAUUGCCUGGAGAUCCUGUGGAGGAAGAAGUUCACGCUGUACAAGCAAAUGUUCACCAUCCUCCGAUGGCAAGCGAUGAUAGCGAUAAUGAAAUAAACACCGAUGCUUACAAUGGUUAUCAGCCGUUGCCAAUAGGAGACGAGGGCUAUGAAAUGGCAGUUGAUGAUAGUGAGUCGGUGGAUUCAAUCACAGACGAAGUGAUACAAGAUCAAGAGAGAGACCUAGCUAGUGAGGAUACUUUGGUUGAGUCUACUCCUAAAAUAGAUAGCGUUGACGUUGAAAUCGAAAGACAGGUUUGGAGUGAACCACGUCCUAAGGAGUUACAACUAGAAUUGGAUAACAAUAAAACGACACAGAUAUUAAAUGUGAUGGCCAAUAUUACGCUACCAAAUGCUGUGGUACCUGAUUGGGCUGCUAGUGUGCCAGAAGAACGUUGGAAGGAAGAACUACUUCAACGAAUUCGACAGCGCGAAGAUUCAAAUCUUAAUAUAGAUAAGUAAAUUUGCUAUUAUAUUAAAGUUUGUAUGAAGGAAAGAGUAUGGUCCAUUUUUGUAAAUUUGCUUGUCGUCCUGAAAUUAAUUAAAAAUAUUUAAAUAUAAGCAGAUUGAGUUAUUCAAUACCGUUAUUGAAAAAUAAAAACCUAUUAAAAAAAA